Saccharomyces eubayanus is the source of this 1632-nucleotide messenger RNA. It is a transcript of the gene CET1, whose product is annotated as polynucleotide 5'-phosphatase. NCBI's taxonomy places the organism in Eukaryota, Fungi, Ascomycota, Saccharomycetes, Saccharomycetales, Saccharomycetaceae. Gene Ontology annotation, cellular component: mRNA capping enzyme complex. The record is from RefSeq and is a predicted model, not a curated record. Gene Ontology annotation, biological process: 7-methylguanosine mRNA capping; polynucleotide 5' dephosphorylation. Bases 1 to 1632 code for a protein of 543 amino acids. Gene Ontology annotation, molecular function: polynucleotide 5'-phosphatase activity. The transcript has a single exon.
AUGAGUUAUACUGACAAUCCUCCUCAAACAAAGAGAGCUUUAUCGUUAGAUGAUUUGGUCAAUCACGAUGAGAACGGAAAGGCUAAACUACAAAAACUAAACGAAGCGGCUGACGCGACCGCACAACCACGUAUCGGCAGGGAUGAAGAAACUAGUUCGAACCAAGUCCUUGCAGCAACUGAAACUGGUAAGGCUAAUAUAGAUCACGGGCCCCACCCAGUAAGACCCAAACAACGCAAGUCACCGGGCGAUGAUGAAGAAACCGACACGGAUGAUGAUGUGGGUACGACUGGGGAGAUUAACUUCGAUACAGGAAUGGAUUUUGAUUACGACAAACAACAUAGAGGCCUUUCCCCCAAUGGUUUACCUCUCACAGAUGCAGCCACUGACGCCGAGGAUAAAUUAGAAAAAUCUUCCAAUAUUACGACACUUCCUAAUGUGAAAACAGACAAUGAAAGGGAAAUACCGAAAAAAAUCAACGACGGGAACACUGGAAACAAUAACACAGGCCAAAUGCAACCACAGGACCAGAAGAAAUUUGAAGAGAAGCCAGGAAGAAAUGGAAUUAAGAUGGAAGAAGAAAAAAACACAGCGGUCAACAAUAUUUUUGAAGAAAAAGCUACCUUACAAUCCAAGAAAAACAACAUUAAAAAGGAUUUAGAAGUACUAAAUGAAAUAUCUGCAUCCUCGAAGCCCAGCAAAUAUAAAAACGUUCCAAUUUGGGCACAAAAAUGGAAACCCACUAUCAAAGCUUUACAAAGUAUAGAUGUGAAAGAUCUCAAGAUUGACCCAUCUUUCUUAAACAUUAUUCCCGAUGAUGAUUUAACGAAGUCAGUACAGGAUUGGAUCUAUGCCACGAUAUAUUCCAUUGCGCCCGAACUGAGAUCAUUCAUCGAAUUAGAGAUGAAAUUUGGCCUUAUCAUUGAUGCGAAGGGCCCAGAUCGUGUAAAUCCACCUGUUUCUUCGCAAACUGUUUUCACUGACCAGGAUGCUCACCUAACCCCAACUAUCGACGAGUCUCUGUUCAAAGAACUGAGUAAGUAUAUCCGUGGUAUCAGUGAAGUCAGUGAGAAUAUUGGUAAGUUCAGUAUUAUUGAAUCUCAAACAAGAGAUUCGGUAUAUAGAGUCGGAUUAUCCACACAAAGACCAAGGUUCUUGAGAAUGAGCACUGAUAUUCAAACAGGUAGAGUGGGGCAAUUUAUAGAGAAACGACAUGUGGCCCAACUGUUAUUAUAUUCCCCAAAGGAUAGUUACGACGUUAAGAUUUCUUUGAACUUAGAACUACCUGUACCUGAAAAUGACCCACCAGAGAAAUAUAAAUCACAAAGUCCGAUCAGUGAAAGAACAAAAGACCGUAUAAGUUACAUUCACAAUGAUUCUUGUACAAGAAUUGAUAUUACCAAAGUGGAUAACCAUAAUAAAGGUCCAAAAAGUAGACAGUCGGAAACUACUCACGAAGUCGAAUUGGAAAUCAACACGCCCGCAUUGUUGAACGCUUUUGACAAUAUAACCAAUGAUAGUAAAGAAUACGCAUCUCUCAUCAGGACGUUUCUAAAUAAUGGUACAAUUGUCAGAAGAAAGUUAUCUUCUUUAUCAUAUGAAAUUUUUGAGGGUUCAAAGAAGGUUAUGUGA